This is a messenger RNA of Sipha flava (yellow sugarcane aphid), 1630 nucleotides long. Its product is annotated as protein odr-4 homolog. Gene Ontology annotation, cellular component: endomembrane system. Gene Ontology annotation, biological process: intracellular protein localization. The record is from RefSeq and is a predicted model, not a curated record. The coding region runs from base 16 to 1575 and encodes 519 amino acids. The transcript is spliced from 11 exons. Lineage: Eukaryota; Metazoa; Arthropoda; Insecta; Hemiptera; Aphididae.
AUUAUUAACUUAAAAAUGAAGACAGUCAAAUGCUUUUAUUUCUUUUUUCAAAAAAAAUUUAAAGAAACUGAUCAAGAAAACAACUUGUCAAAAUGUUAUUCAGAUCAAGAUCAACCUAUCAAAGAAAUUAUGGAAAAAUAUAAAGAAUUAGAUCAAUCUACAUCAAUGAUUUCUAUGGAACAACCUCAUUUUGAAAUAAUACAGUUCACAUUUACAAGUGAGAAAAUGUCUAACAAAGUAUCAAUUGAAAAACAUUUAGAUAGUUAUUUGAAAUCUUUAAUUAAAGGACAAUUGUAUAUCCCAGGAGUAAUUAUAGGACAAGUAAUCGGUGAAAAUUAUUAUAUAGUACAUUUGUCAGCAGUAACAGUUUCUCCUUGGAAUAAUGAUGAUGGAAAAAAUGAAGUUCUGGCAUUCAAAACUCUUAAUGAUCUCAUUGCUAAUAGUGAUAUAAUAUUCCAAAAAUCAUUAGAAGUAGUGAACUUAUUACCAGGAGGCUCCCAUGUACUCGGUUUAUUUUUUGUUAUACCACAAGAUUUGAAAAGUAUUCAACCAAUAGAUAUAGAUUUUAAUGAUUUUAAUAAUUAUUUAAAUGGAAAUUUACUAUACAAUAAAAAUAAUGAAAAAUGGAAUUACUUACUGUUAAAUUAUUCUUCUCUCAACAAUAAGUCAUUUUGCUAUACAGUUGAUUUUAAUCGUUCUAAUGGUCCAAAAAGAACAACGGUAUAUAAGUCAAUAGAUCACAUUUUCGGAUCAUUUGAUAACGAUUGGGUGACUCUUGUAGGAACAUUUAAUUUUGGAGCAUUAGAUCGAAUAAAUAUAGCUGGUGGACCUAAAGCUUUAAUUUCUAUCCGAGAAGAUUUAUUAGAUAAAUUUGAAUCGGCAUUAAGUGAAUCAGUAUGUGCUUUCAAUGGCUGUGUAUGUGAUGAAAAUACAUUUAUUAAAGACUUUAAAUGUAAUACAAUUGGUGAUGCAUUAAAUAAUGUAGUAAAUAUUGAAUUUUAUAGAGAGGUAGAUACAGGCAGUGAAUAUAAAAAUUCUUCACUUAAGGUAGAAAGAGGAAAAGGGAAAGUGUUAAUGUCUGGUCUAUGCAGUUUAGCUGUACCGUUUAAUCGUAAUGGUACAGUUAAGGAUGCCAUAAAGGCUAUCCAUGAAGAUGCCAUGCAAACGUUUGCAAUCCGUUUAAAAAUGCAUUUAGAAUCAUUGGUUGAAGAGGAAUCAAUAGAAGACAAAGAGGGUGAUGCUUAUGUAGUACAUGAAACUCCACGACGAAUAUUAAUAAUAAAGACUGAGGGUUCUAAAUUUGCAUUCAGUGAUUAUGCAUUUCCUGGUGAAGAUCCUCAAGUAGCAUUAAAUGUAGCUGGAGAAGUUCUUCAUCUUCCAGAAGGAAAAAUGGAAUUGUAUAAUGAAUUAGAAAAAGGGCGACAUGCAUAUUAUGAAGCCUUACCUGAUAUUGAUAGCAGUCCACCCCAAGAUAUAAAUAUCGCAACAUCUAAUAACAAUAUACUUAUUUAUUUAGCAUGGGCAGCUUUGAUAUUGGCCAUAUUAGCCUAUGUUCUCAAGCAGAUAUUUGUAUAAAUUAUUUUGUAAAGAAGCUAAUUUAAUCAUUAAAAUUGCAUUCCUAACAAUAUUA